Parastagonospora nodorum SN15 is the source of this 366-nucleotide messenger RNA. RefSeq lists its product as hypothetical. The transcript has a single exon. Lineage: Eukaryota; Fungi; Ascomycota; Dothideomycetes; Pleosporales; Phaeosphaeriaceae. Bases 1 to 366 code for a protein of 121 amino acids. The record is from RefSeq and is a predicted model, not a curated record.
AUGGCUCCUCUCAACACCCUCACGCACCAUAGUGUCAACACAAUCCUCAUAUCCCUUCACAAACGCGACGCGGACUGCACAUACUACGACGCAUCAUGUAGUUAUCACCGCCUCGCCAUCCUCAUCAUCAUCAUCGCCAUCGGCAUCAUCGCUAGCGCAAUACUCUCACUCCUAUACGUCCGCUCGCGCAGAAGCAAAGCUGCAAAGAUGCGCGCGAGCAUGCAACAACGCCCCAAAGCCAACGCGCCUUGGGAAAACUACAGUGCGCCAGCGGCGUACACCUCGCCCACGACGGAUUCUGCACCCCCACCGUACGAGCCGCGGAGACCCGAGAGAGCGGCAAGGGCGGCGGCAGAGUGGAGAUGA